Chenopodium quinoa (quinoa) is the source of this 1793-nucleotide messenger RNA. RefSeq names its product short-chain dehydrogenase TIC 32, chloroplastic-like. The transcript has 7 exons. Bases 609 to 1403 code for a protein of 264 amino acids. NCBI's taxonomy places the organism in Eukaryota, Viridiplantae, Streptophyta, Magnoliopsida, Caryophyllales, Amaranthaceae. The record is from RefSeq and is a predicted model, not a curated record.
GAAAAGUUUAACAAUUUUAGCGGAGCUGAGAUUGAAUUAAUCUAAUGAUAAGUCAAGUCCACUCUAUCUUUCCCUUAGAAAAGAAUUAAAAAUUGGAAGUUGGCACAUAGGAAACUGGAUAUAUUAUGCAUGGUGGCCGUCUAAUUAGGCUAACUUAUCGUUGAAUAAAUACUUCCUCUGUUUUUAUAAUUGCACCAUUUGCCAUUUCAUGCUUGCCAAUGUAACAAAAGAGGUUGUGUGAAUAAUGUAAAUUUACAAAUGGUGCAAUUAAUAAAAUACGGAGGAGGUAUGUAUACAUUAAAGUCAGUAGUACAAACAACUAGAUCAUGGAGGAUAGGAGGGUGGUCUAUUUAUUAUUCUUGCUGUCCCAUUUUAGUUGUCAAAGAUUUUAAUGUGAGAUAUCCCUCCCAAAAUAGUGGUUAUAACUUCAAUAUUUCGUAAGAAACUACCAAAACAUUAAUGUAUAGAUAAACUUAAUUUUUAUUGGUAAAAAAUAAUUUAAAAGAUGGGAGCAAUGGAGCAUUACAAAUAUUGAUGUACUCUUAUUUUGAUGAGCAUCCUCAGCAUUUCUACUUGCUAACACUCAAAAGAUAUAAUCAAAAAUCAAAAUGUGGUUUUUUGGAACAAAUAAUUCAUCUGGAUUUUCAGGGUCUUCAACAGCAGAAGAAGUUACACAUGGAAUUGAUGGUACCGGCCUUACUGCCAUUGUUACAGGAGCAUCAAGUGGCCUUGGUGCUGAAACAACGCGAGUUCUUGCUUUACGUGGUGUUCAUGUUAUUAUGGCGAUUAGGAAUAUUGCUAAUGGAAGAGAAAUCAGGGCAAAAAUACUUAAUGAAGUUCCGAGUGCUAAAAUUGAUAUAAUGGAGUUAGAUUUGAGCUCAAUGGCAUCUGUUAGAACAUUCGCAUCAGAUUACAAGUCUACUACUCUUCCCCUGAACCUUCUAAUAAACAAUGCAGGAGUGUGUGCUCCCCCUUUUACUCUCUCUGAAGACAACAUAGAGCUGCAAUUCGCGACAAAUUACUUGGGUCAUUUCCUUCUAACACAUCUUUUGUUGGACACUAUGAAAAAUACUGCACUUGAAAGUGGUAAAGAGGGGAGGAUUGUUAAUGUUUCAUCUGAAGCUCAUCGAUACACAAUUCGUGGAGGAAUUUCUUUUGAUAGGCUAAACAAUUCAUCAGGGUAUUUCGGCCUUUUAGCAUAUUGCCAAUCAAAACUCGCCAACAAUUUGCAUGCUAAUGAGCUAGCAAGACGUUUCAAGAAUGACAGGGUUCAGAUAACUGCUAAUUCUCUUCAUCCUGGAGGAAUAUAUACAAAUAUUUUCCGCUAUACAAGCUUGUUAGACAGGAGCUGCAACAACAUGUUAUGUGGCUUUGAAUCCAGAAGUGGAAGGCAUAAGUGGUGAAUAUUUCAGCGACUGUAAAAUAGCCAAGCCUUCAAAGUUAUCUCAAGAUAUCACUUUGGCGCGGAAGUUGUGGGAUUUUACCAUGGAUGUGAUCAAAUAAUGUGUUAUGGAACACCCAACUUAAUUAAACAGUUGAAUUGUGGUUCAAGCCUCAAAGUAUAAGGUUUUUAUUUUUAUUAGAGGCUAAGCCGAUCUAGCACUUUUGAUUUAUAAAAUAUGCAAAUUAAUUAAUUAAGUGGCAAAAUUGUAAACCAAUCUGAAAAAUUACAUAAUAGUCAAUUAGUCCUAAUUUGGUAGAAAAAUCAAUAAUUGUGAGUACAUUUUUAAUGAAAACAUUUGGACUUGUAUUUAUAUAAAUAUAUAAUUGUGGAGUACAUUUUUUUUUUACUU